Messenger RNA from Physcomitrium patens, 4153 nucleotides. RefSeq lists its product as uncharacterized. Gene Ontology annotation, molecular function: protein binding. NCBI's taxonomy places the organism in Eukaryota, Viridiplantae, Streptophyta, Bryopsida, Funariales, Funariaceae. The record is from RefSeq and is a predicted model, not a curated record.
CGCACAGCCCCCGCAACCCCGCCCUCGCCCCCCUCGCAUUCUCCCUCCCUCCUUCGCCCUUUUCAAUCCCCUGCUAUUGCUGCUGUUGCUGUUGUUGUUGUUCCUGUUGUUGCUGCCUCCAGGAUCUAGCCUUCCCCCCUCCCAUCGCCUCCCUCCCUUUCUUUCUUCCUCCUUCCACUACCGUCAUUACCCGACCACCAGUCCACGCACGCGCUUGCAUGCUAGCGUCGAUCAUCGAGUAGUUGCGCUCUGAACCUUGAGUUGUGACUUGAAUCCAAUCGCACCGUAGCUGGCUCCGAAUCUAGCUCGUGUCUCUUUCGAUUUCUGGCGCCAUCCGCUGUACGCGUCUCCACCAGGGUGCUUGGGUCCUGUGCGGAGAAACCUAAUUGUGAGUUAUAGCUACGGUUGGAGACGUUGAUGGAUUGCUGAUGGCAAGAAAGCAAGUGGUGUCCGCCGUGAAUUGGAAAGUAGAGGUGCGAAUCUCAGAUCUUAGGAGGUGGAGAGCUUCUCCAGCGGCGAUUCUGGGCUAAGAAUGAUGGAUCCCUCCGAGAGUCCUGGAAGAAAGUUUUCAGCUAGCCACCAUGACAGAUUCGAUCAAGCGUCGCCAGGGGGACCUGUUACUAGCAAGCUUGUCGGACCAGUCCACGGCGAAACCGUGCUUGCCUCAGAGAGAUUCGACAAAGCAGGGUUGCUGGCUGCACAUCUAGCAGCUUUGCACGAUGCGUACAUGCUGGAGCGAGGCUUAUUGCCUGGGACCUCAUUGCCGGAUAACGAGGCGCCUCCGAUUCCGCCCGUAUACGCUGAGUUGCCAUGGAAAGACUUCAAGUUGAUGUCGCUCGCAGAGAUGAAAGUCGGGAAGACACAUCGGAAGCAUGUCUUGGAAGGCCGUCUGUGUGGGAAGUCUCUAAAAGUCACAUCUGUGGUAAAUGUGUUGGAGGAGGACUCGGGCCUUGCAACGAAACUCAUCUUGACGAACGCGUUGCCAGUGAGGGCCAGUAUGGCGCAAGCGCAGAAUUGCUACCCGGAGGGUUCACGGGUUGCGGUACGAGAUCCAUAUCUUACUCGGUUUCCUGAUGGAGUGGUUGGGGUGUUGGUUGAGCGACCUAAUGACAUCGCCUUUCUGUCAAGGCCCGAGAAUGUUGGAGAAAGUGGUAGAACAAUCUAUGGUGCUGUCGAAUUGGAAGGCCACGACGAUGAUGAUAAGUAUGCGCUGACCAUGAGCCGAGACCACGAGGAUUUCUCCAGAAAGAUCCAUCUCUUUGAGCAGCAGAUGAAACAAGAGAAUUCUCAUUUUUCAGGAGUUCCGGAUAGCUUUGAGAAGAAGACGGCGUUAUACCCUAAGCCAUUUGGUCACGAGUCAAAAGAGCGAAUCUCCCCUUCGAAGGACGGACCAAAGGUGAGUUCAUUGUCAAAGGACAAUGCCAAAGAACCCGAAGAAAUUGUUGACGGUAAUGCUCGGGAACGAAGUUCCUCAAUUGCGGUCUCGCAACAUAAUCUGCCAAGCGGAAACGAAGAAGAGAGUGUCGCACUAGAAGUAGCUCCUGCAAAGACUGAGCUUAUUAGAGAAGCUGAAACUGCCUUACGUAACGAUGACGGUGGCGUUCCAGAUGUUUUACUGAAUCCUAACAAUUCUUCUAGUGAAAAUACACUGUCCGUGGAGACAACUUUUCAAGGUUCUGCUGAAUCAGAUGAGGCAACUACUAAACAUGAGGAGGUUGGCGAAGAGGUGCAGAAGAGUGGUACAGGAUUGAGUGAGUUGACCAGCAAACUCCAAGCUGAAACCCUAGAGGAUGUUGGUCAUGCAAAUGGCAACCCUGUAAACGUCGAGACACAGCCUAAAGUUUCGGAAGGUGUCCCAGAGAAGAAAAUCCCACUCAUUAGGAAGCAGUUUCAGCGAAGCGACAGUUUGUUAGCAGUGCAGGAAGUCGAAGACUCUAAAGCUAGAGUCGACAAAGCUCAUGGGGAGUCCGGCUCUGUAGAGGCUGGUAAAUCUGCCAUGUUGGAGAAACCACGUCACGAAGAAGAGAAGGAGAAUUCUAACAUCCAAGAGCAAGCUACUCAAGUGUCCAAAGACUUCGUUGAAACACACAGUUCCAAUGAUCUUAGAGUGCUGGGUAACAUACUGUUUGGAGAGGAGAAUUAUGAAGGCGCAGCAGAUCUUUACACCAGGAGCAUACGACUUGCAGAGGCGGAGGAGGAGCGACAGGGGAAACUAGUCUGUAAGAGCGAGAUUAUACUUGGAUACUCUAACCGUGCCGAAGCUUACAUCAGGCUACAGGAAUAUGCGAAGGCGUUGUCGGAUGCUAAGAAAGCUUUGUCACGAGAUCCCAACCACCUCAAGAGCUUGUUCAGGAAGGGGCGGGCGUUGCUCGGGCUCAGUCAGUACGAGCAAGCACUCACUACACUGCAGGUAGCAGCUCCUCGAGCGCCGACUGAUAGAGACCUUCAAGCUGCGCUGCAUGAGUGUAGUACUGGAGUACAGCAAAGUUGUCAUGGCCAUUACGACUUGGCGCAUUACUACCUAAAGGGGAGACAGGCGGGCGAGUCUCCGUUCUGCGCUGACUACAUUGGUCCUGUGAUUAUUACCGACGUGGGCAGGGGGCGUGGACGAGGGCUUGUGUUAACAAAAGAUGUGGAAGCAGGGGAACUGCUACUUGUGUCGAAUCCUAUCGCUUUCUUACCUUUGCAGGAGGGGGAUCACUCACGUACCGAGAUGUCGCAGGGAUUAGUGAACGGAAAAGUCCAGGAGGGGUUCCGCAAGAUUUUUGACGCUGCUCAAGCACAUAACAAAGGCCUCGAGAAAAUGCCGACGCUUUAUGACGGAGAAAAAGCUCUUCCGUGCCCAUCUGUGAACUGUACCGAUUUCGAAUCCGGACCUCAAGAACGCUUAAAUGCCUCACGCAUCCGCUGUAUCAUCCGGUUCAAUGCGAUCAAUGGUGACGCUACAAUGGGGUGGAAGAAUCUGCCUGGCUCUGGGGAGCAAGAUAGGAAGGUUGAGCACUGGGGGCUUUGGUGGUUGCCCUCGUUCAUUAAUCACUCAUGUCUUCCCAGCUGCUGCCCAAUUCUUGUAGGCAAAGCACUAUUCGUCUUUGCAUCCCGGGACUUGCGUGCAGGCGACGAAGUUACACGUCCCUACUUCGAUAUCUUUCAGCCUUUCGACCAGCGGAGGGAGUCGAGCACCCAGGGAUGGGGUUUCGUCUGUUACUGUCCGCGUUGCAAGCUUGAGGACGCAUUAGACACUUCACUUUCCAAAGUUACCGAGCAAUAUAUGAAGCUGAUGGAGUUAGCAAGUAAGUCCAAGUCCGAAUUCGGCACCGACGAGAAGCUGUCAGAGAUACAAACCACGGAAGCACUGAGAUGCUUUCACAUUCUGGAGAGUAAGUUGAAGGACUUCAAACUGAAUGAAGCAGAAAACAAUUGGGUCCGCUCAUCCUUCGUGCACUACAUCGAUUUGAUUAACGGCGACCACGACCUUCACACUCAUCUGGAAACCAUCGUAGAAGCUCUUGUCACGGUUUGCCCCGGCAGUGAAACCACAUUACACAUGGCAGUAGUUGCUAAAGACUCAUCGAGGAGAACCUUCGGCAAGAAAUCCGCCCAGUUCAAGGCUGCCAACCAACGCGCCCUCAACAUUUGCCGCUUCACAUAUGGGAAGCAGAAGGUUAGCGUUCUGCAGUCUAUAGUAGAUAGGAAUGAUUAUCAAUCAUAGCACGUCACAACCUGCGUUUCACUUCAGUGAUUAGUUUACAUUUUCAUUUCCCACAUUUUUCUUCGGGGGGGCAAAGAUCUGUGUGGUUUCUGUUGAUUCCUCAACGUGGCCGAUCGUAUUAGGGUCACUGAUAUUGUUAAUCAUGUAAGAAAGCGUGCCUGUAGAGUGAUAAUCUUGGGCUCACACCGACCCCGAUGGCUUGAGAAUGUAUCAACUUAAGUUUCAGCUCAGGAUCUGGUAGCCUAUAGGGUUUCAUUUGAUAGCUGGUAAUUUAGGACAGGAAUCAUAUUGUUCAUCGGAUUAUGAUGGUGCCAUAGAUAAGGUGACUGCUCUCACCUCUUUGUGAGAAUACUUAUCAAGUCUCUUUCUCGUUCACUAGUCUUAUCUCAAAGAUAUCUUCUAAUUUACUGUCCUCGUUCGUUGACCGAGGUUUUUAAAGCGACA